Helianthus annuus (common sunflower) is the source of this 655-nucleotide messenger RNA. Its product is annotated as non-specific lipid-transfer protein Lac s 1. Bases 29 to 385 code for a protein of 118 amino acids. Lineage: Eukaryota; Viridiplantae; Streptophyta; Magnoliopsida; Asterales; Asteraceae. Gene Ontology annotation, molecular function: lipid binding. Gene Ontology annotation, biological process: lipid transport. The transcript has 2 exons. The record is from RefSeq and is a predicted model, not a curated record. Gene Ontology annotation, cellular component: membrane.
UUCUCUUCACCAAAACAUAGAACGAACAAUGGCUGCUAGUAUGUUGAUGAAGAUGGCUUGUGUGGUUGUGGCUUGCAUGGUGGUGUUAGCACCCCAUGCAGAAGCAGCCCUCACAUGUGGUACGGUGGUUAGCAGCUUGAUUCCAUGCCUGCCUUACCUACGGUCAGGUGGGGUGCCUCCUCCAGCCUGUUGUGGUGGUGUUAAAAAACUUAACGGUGCUGCUAACAACAGCGCUGACCGGAAGACCGCGUGUGGCUGCCUUAAGAAUGCCUACAGUUCCAACCCAGGGAUCAACUCAGGAAAUGCUGCCAGCCUCCCAUCCAAAUGUGGUGUCAAUAUUCCAUACAAGAUCAGCCCCAAUACCGACUGUUCCAAGGUUCAGUAAUUUAUGAAGAACGAAGAACGAAGAACAAGGCUAAAUAAAGAAGGGAGAUGAGAUUCCAUGUGUGUUGUAUUUUGUCAUUUCAGUAAUAAAAGAUAAUAGGCCAAUUAGCAAUGGCUCUUUUCAUAAUGUCUCGUUUUUGUUUCUCAUACGUACGUGUAUUUGGAUUCUAGGAUUUUUCCUGUUUCUUCAGCACAAUUCCUUGUAUCUCUCUCUCUCUCUCUCUCUAGUAUAAUAUAAUCAAAUACUGAAGGGUUCAAUUUGAAACUUCUA